AUGGAGGCGCAGGGCUGCCUCUCCUUCUGCCCGACAGCACCCCCGCCACCUCCCGCAGGCAAAGCCCCCCCAGCUCCAGGCCUGCAGCGGCGCAUCUUCCAGGGCAACCAGAAGCUACCGACCCCCCCUCAGCAUCACCCGCUUCCCCCGCAGCAGCAGCGGCUCAGCCCCAGGCCGGGCCGCUACCCGGACACUUACCCUCCAGCCCAGGAGAAAGCGGCCCACAAAUACUUGGAGUCCCCCAGCCCGAGCCACCACGCGCUGUCUGUCAACGGGAAGGCUUUCUACCAGGCCGUGGCCGAAGCCAGAGAGAAAAGCGCCAAAGGGCAGGAGUACCACCCUGUGCCCACAGACUGCAGAGCCCCGCUGGAAGAAGCCCCUGAUCUCAGCUGCUCCCCGGCUGCGUCUCUGGGCAGCUUGAGGGAGCACAUCUCCCCUGAGCUCACCGACACCAUGGAGCUAUCCAAGAACAAGAACAAGAAGAGGAGGAACAGGACGACCUUCAGCACCUUCCAACUGGAAGAACUGGAGAAGGUCUUCCAGAAAACCCAUUACCCCGAUGUGUAUGCCAGGGAGCAGCUGGCACUAAGGACGGACCUAACAGAAGCCAGGGUUCAGGUUUGGUUCCAGAACCGGAGAGCAAAGUGGCGGAAACGGGAACGUUAUGGGAAAAUCCAGGAGUCGAGAAAUCCCUUUGCAGCCACCUACGACAUCUCUGUCCUGCCCAGGGCUGAAAACUACCCUCAGCUGCAGAAUAACCUGUGGCCGAGCACAGGAUCGGGGAGCCCUGCAGGCCCCUGCCUCAUGCCCCCCGAGAGCAUCCCUUCCCCCUGUGUGUCUCCAUACCCGCAUUCCCAUGGGAACAUUGCCGGAUUCAUGGGCAUCCCUGGUUCUCCCAACCAUCACCCCGGGAUCAACAACCUGUACUCCAUCCACGGCUUCCCCUCUUCCCUCGGCAGCCACAGCUUUGAGCCCCCGCCGGACAACAACUACAAGUCCCCGGGCCUGGUCACGCUGAGAAUGAAAUCCAAAGAGCCAGCCAGCCUGCUUAACUGGACCACGUGAUCACCCUGGAAGCAGCUGGGCUGAGGACACAACCCACCCAGCAGGUGGUUGGCAGCUCUUUGAAGCCAACUUUCCACAAGGGGUAGAGAGAGCUCCCAGCCUGUGCUUUUCCUUUCCCUUCAGCCUCCCUGCACACCACACCCAGCUGCUGGCACCUCAGACAGGAUCCCAGGGCUGAUGAGAACUGAGGAGCACAGCGGCCAUCUUCCUCCUUGUCUUGGCGCUGAGAUGUUGGAGCCAGCCCCCACGAGAUUUCUGCGGAGGCUGGAAAUCUCUUAUUCCAACUCUCAGUCCCUCCUUCCAGAAUCCCUCAAGCUUGCUCUGCAAUGGGAUUUUUUUUGCGCCACUCUUCCCACCCAGGGCUGCCUCCAGGGGGAGCCAAAAGCCAACUGCAGGAGCCCUAGUGCAGAAAAGACCUUAUCACCGUGUUGCGUAGACCUUCUCUGUUAGGGUAAAAUGUCGGUGGGCCGGAAAGCCCUACCUGCGCUGUGGCCACCAUUGGUGGGCUGAGACACUGGCAGCAAUGGUGAGACAUUGUAGGGGGUGGAAACAUCCAGUGCAGACCCACGCACCCAUCCGCAGGGAAAAGGGACCAGGAAUGGCACAGUCAGCUGCCCCCUUAGCUCCCACCCAACCCAAUCUCCCCUUCUCCUGCCAGAGCCUGGGCAGGAGAAGCCACCUGAGAGUCUCCUCCCAUAAUCCACUGCACUGUGGCACUUCUGCAAAGC
Molecule: messenger RNA, 1793 nt
Organism: Terrapene triunguis (Three-toed box turtle)
Lineage: Eukaryota; Metazoa; Chordata; Testudines; Emydidae
Gene: ALX3
Product: ALX homeobox 3
Exons: 4
Coding region: 1-1065 (354 amino acids)
Biological process (GO): regulation of transcription by RNA polymerase II
Molecular function (GO): RNA polymerase II transcription regulatory region sequence-specific DNA binding; DNA-binding transcription factor activity, RNA polymerase II-specific
Source: RefSeq, a predicted model, not a curated record